Molecule: messenger RNA, 966 nt
Organism: Humulus lupulus (European hop)
Lineage: Eukaryota; Viridiplantae; Streptophyta; Magnoliopsida; Rosales; Cannabaceae
Exons: 2
Coding region: 1-966 (321 amino acids)
Source: RefSeq, a predicted model, not a curated record
AUGGAGAUAUCAGAAUCACUACCUAAAUACAUUAGUUAUAUCAAUGAGAGAGGUCAAGUAGUGGACCAAUUGAUUGACUAUGAGUGGCUGCCUACGAAGUGUUCUCAAUGUAAAAAGCUGGGGCAUACAACUUCUUCUUGCAAAUUUGUGGAUGGAGUUGUUUGGAGAAAGAAGGAGGCUGUGACAGCACCUGUAGCAGAAUGUUCUAAACAUAAAAAGACUGCUAGUCUGUCGAAACCUGUCCAAACACCUUCAGCUCAGACUCAAUCAAAGGAGGAAGAUGAAUCCCAACCUGAGAAGCUUCCAAAGGAUCAAGGUUUCAACAUAAUGAGCUGGAAUGUUAGAGGAUUAAAUAAGAGGAAUAAGCAGUUAUCCAUUGUUGAUAUCUGCAAGUUGAAUAAGAUUUGUAUUGGGGCUCUUUUAGAAACUAAAAUAAAAGGAGAGCGAAUUAAGGAGGUUAUGAGUUCAAGCUUUAUGGGUUGGGACUUUUACAGUAUUUUGAGCUUGGAGGGUAGAAUUCUUUUAAUUUGGAAGGCUAGCUAUGUCAAAAUAGAAGUAAUAAAGGAUCAUGUUCAAUUUCUUCACUGCCAGAUUUGGAUUUGGGCUACAGGCCAGUCUUUUUGUCUAACAGUAGUUUAUGGCUCUAACCAGCUGGAGGCCAGGAGAGUUCUUUGGUUUGAGCUAUCUGCUUUAACUUUCCCUGUUAAGCCUUGGUUAAUAGUAGGAGAUUUCAAUGCUGUCUUUGACUCAGCAGAUCGAAUCGGUGGUAAGGUCAUAUCAAUAAAAGAGCAUCAAGAUGGGAACAAACAUAUUUUUUCCAAGUUAGACAGAGUGUUUUUUAACGAAGAUUGGCUUGAUUCAUUUCCUAAUGUCAGUGCCAUAGCGAAUUGGGAGGUAGUUUCAGAUCAUUGUGCUAUAGUAUUGAAGCAUAUUCCAGUCCAGAAAGAGGGAUUGCGUCCAUUUUGA